GCGUUAUCGGCUGGGGUUAUCGGCACAGGACACUACUCGUGAAGCCUCCAGACUUCAAUAAUGAAGAUCGCCAUCGUUCUCGCCUGCCUGCUGGUGGCCGUCGCUGCCAAGCCUCAGUUCCUUGGAAACAGUGGCUUUGGUCAACGUCAGUUCGGCGGUUCUUUUGGAGGCGGCCGGUUCCAGGACUUUGACCGUCCUGACUUCGACAGCGGCUUCCAAGAUUUCGACCGCUUUGACGGCGGCGACUUUGACCGAUUCGGCGGUGGAUUCGGCGGCGGUCGUUUCGGUAACCAGUUCGGUCGCCAGUCAGGAUUCUUCUGAUCAGCCAGCCGGCUGACUUCUUAGGUGGAACUGGAGUGAUGUCAAGUGAACACCUCGCUGUGAAGCGUUUAUAUUCGUUCAGCAUGACGUUAUAGUCAACGUUACCGUCGCCCUGUUGUUAUGCUAGGAAAUAUAGAGAAUUAUGCUAAGCUAUAUUUUGUUGUAUAAGAUACUAUGAAAAUGCUGUCCAUUAUGCAAUACAUGCACA
Amphibalanus amphitrite is the source of this 529-nucleotide messenger RNA. Its product is annotated as keratin, type II cytoskeletal 1-like. NCBI's taxonomy places the organism in Eukaryota, Metazoa, Arthropoda, Thecostraca, Balanomorpha, Balanidae. Bases 61 to 321 code for a protein of 86 amino acids. The record is from RefSeq and is a predicted model, not a curated record. The transcript has 3 exons.